CGUGCGUGUUCUUCAGUUUUAAAGAGAAAAGGUUAAUGUUCACUUCUCUCUGUCGUCUUGUACCACGGCGGUGGGUGAUGAAGACUGUAAGAAACGUUGCUUGUUUCAUUCUUGUAGCAUCUGUAACGGGUUGCAUAGGAAACGGCACGUCUUCACUGUCAAGAGAAAGUGAUUGCAAUGGCAACAGUCCCGACUGUUUCAAUUGGAUUUUGAAUGUCGACUUAUUUUGCAACUCAACUUGUGAUAGCACACUGCAAUACAGACUGUCGGGAAUCUGUAAAACCAUUUGUAUGAAUUCUUCAUUGCCCAAUCCUUUACAAUGCAAUCAACAUGGCAUCGACAUCCAACCAUUAUUAGAAUUUUCGUUCGUUAAUUGUUCAACUGGACAGCAAUAUUGGCAACACCCUAUGGACGACAACAUGUUCAUCGAAUGCGACCCAUCCGGCCCAAGGGUGAAAUCGUGUGAGCCUGGAACAGUAUGGGAUCAAGGUUUGCUAAAGUGCACAAGUUGCAGAGGCGACCAUCCAGAUUGCUCGUUAUGGGUUCUCAAUAUUGAGAGUUUUUGCAAAUCAAUGUCGAAGAACUGCUCUGGCCACCAUCGGCUCGUUAAAAUAUGCCAGAGACUAUGUGGACCUUGUGAUGUUUAAUUACAGACAGGUAAAUCGUUCUGUUUUGGGACUGAGCGUCAAGUUGAUUAUAUAGUUAUGUAAAUAUUUAUUUGUUUUUGAUGGAAAUGAUAAUGAAAUUAGAUAUUGAUAAAUCAGCUUGCUCUCUUUCAAUAUCUGUAGCAAUAAAAAGACAUAUAUCUAUGA
This is a messenger RNA of Penaeus monodon (black tiger shrimp), 812 nucleotides long. RefSeq lists its product as uncharacterized. Gene Ontology annotation, molecular function: chitin binding. The record is from RefSeq and is a predicted model, not a curated record. Bases 36 to 647 code for a protein of 203 amino acids. NCBI's taxonomy places the organism in Eukaryota, Metazoa, Arthropoda, Malacostraca, Decapoda, Penaeidae. The transcript has 2 exons.